AUGCUGUUGCCUGCGCAGCCUCUGGCGGCGGUAGCCCUGGUCCUCACUGCGGUGGCUAUAGGGGCACAGCUGUACUCGGCGGGGGAGUGGCCGCCCAGCCCCUCAGCCCUUCACGAGCUCAACCACAAGGGCAAUGCCAGCACCCGCUUCAUGGACAAGACUGCGCGCUUCGUGUCGCGCGUCGCAGACAUCGCCGGCGACUACGUGAUACUGGAGCGGGCGCUGCCCAUCAGCAUCACUCUGGGCAUGGCACCAAAGCUCCUGCGCACGCACGGCUCGGUGUGGGAUGUGGGAGUGGAGGGGUUCACGAUGGAGUUCAAGUUCGAGCCCUAUGGCGGCCACCAUAUGGAGCAAGGCUGGAGCGGCGUGGAGCUCACCCGAGUUGAGGACUCCUGGGUGCGCGACAUGCGCUUCAUCAAUUGCGACAACGGGGUGCUGGUGGCGGGGUCGGACCGCGUGACGGUGCGGGGCUUUGAGGUGGCAGUGUCGCGGAACCGCGGCGGCGGGCCCGAGAACGGCGAGGGCCACUGGGGCGCGCGCGUGGGCACCUCCACUGACGUGCUGGUGUCGGACUGGGUGGUGCUACCGCGCUUCAUGCACAGCGUGGGCGCCGACACCCUCGCCCACUACUCCGUCUUUGAGAACGGGCGCACCCGCGACGGCGUGAUGGAGCUGCACAGGGCCCUGGCCGCCCAGAUACUAUUCACAGACAUCCACCUUGGCGUGGGGCGGGAGGGCCUCUACUCGGGCGGACCCCCCAUCUCUGGCCCCAACACCGGCGCCUGGACAGUGUUUUGGAACCUGCGCAGCAACAGUGGCGUGCACCCGCUGCCGGUUCACAACAAGGGGCUGCCGGGGGCGUGCACCUUUGGGCCCGACAUGAGCCUCAUAGGCAUGACCUUCAAAGCGAUGAAGGACAAGCAGGGCAGGCCCUACAAGCUCUGCCCCGACUGGUUCUACCAGCCCGGAGACAUCUCCCCACCCAACCUCUUCCGCGCACAGCUGCAGCGCCGGCGCUGGGCCGCCGCCGACGCCAGGGCGGCCCUUGCCGAGGCAGGCGCCGCAGAGGCGGCGGCCUCUGCCGCGCUGGCAGCCACCGAAGCCGAAGCAGCCGCGGAGACGGCGGCAGUGGCGGCGCAGGAGGCGGCCGAGGAGGCGGCCGCUCCCGGCCUGGCGCCGGGCGCGGCGGCGGCGUCUGCUGAAGCGCCAGGGCCUGAGCCAACGGCGUGGAGGGCGGCAGCAGCGGCGGCCUGGGACUCUGAUGAUUCAGAGGAAGAUGAGGUGGCGGUGGGGAAGGAGGAGGAGGAGGAGGAGUUUGACGCAGCCAGCACCGGCGACCAGCCAGUCGCGGCAGCGGAUGCCGGUGUGCAGGCGCAGCUCGCAGCAGGCGCGCUGAAUACCACAGCGGUGGCGGCGGCAGCGGCAGCGAGGCCAGCGCCGGCUGCCAGCACGCCUCCAGCUCCUGCUGCGGUGGCAAGAGCAGCGGCAGCGGCAGCAGGAGCGCAACCAGCAGCUGCUGCUUCCGCAGGCUCCACUGCAACAGCCAAGGCAGCAGCGAAGCUUGGAGGAGCCGCCCAUGCAGCAGCAGGCCGGCAGGCAGGACGAGGUGCAGCAGGCAGGCCUGGCGCAGGCGCCACGGCAGCGGCCGCAAGCGACGAGGCCGCCCGCAGCAGAGCUGGGGCCAGCGCGCAGGCAGCAGCAGCGGCCCAAGCGGCCAAAGUAGCCUCCGUCGCAACGGGAGAGGUGGCCCUGGUGGAGGGUGAGGGUGCUGCGACCAAGGAUGCGGCGGCUGAAGAUGCAGAGGAGUGA
Molecule: messenger RNA, 1809 nt
Organism: Chlorella variabilis
Lineage: Eukaryota; Viridiplantae; Chlorophyta; Trebouxiophyceae; Chlorellales; Chlorellaceae
Exons: 11
Coding region: 1-1809 (602 amino acids)
Source: RefSeq, a predicted model, not a curated record